Messenger RNA from Chinchilla lanigera (long-tailed chinchilla), 1852 nucleotides. RefSeq names its product endomucin (gene Emcn). Bases 162 to 908 code for a protein of 248 amino acids. The transcript has 12 exons. Lineage: Eukaryota; Metazoa; Chordata; Mammalia; Rodentia; Chinchillidae. The record is from RefSeq and is a predicted model, not a curated record.
GUGCGUGUGUUUCCUCUCGUUCUUUAUCAGAGUCUCCAAAAUAAGUAGGGGUGGGCAGGGGCUGCGGGGUUCCACACGCCUUUCCUCCACUUACUGCGGGCCCUCGGCAGGAGGGAGCCUUCCCGGCCUCAUCUGUAGAGGAGCCUCGAGACCCCGGCACCAUGACACAGCUGCCAGCAGUGACCACUCUCCUCCUCCUGCUUUCCAGCCUCUGCCGUGGUGUCACAGGUGAUACAAAUACCUCUACUCCUGCACCAGCAGCAGCAACAGUUUCCACAACAAAAAUAUCUGUAUCAACAACAAACACAACCAGUGAUGCUACUGAACCAACAACUGGAACAUCUCCUACUGGAACAGCCAGCACUAGCACACCGCGGCUGCUGUCAGUUACUCCGUCAACAGCAGGUAGAAGUACAGCAGGAAGAACAACCAGUGGAAUAACAAAGAAUGAAUCUGUCACCACUGAAGAGACCGUGAUGAAUUCCUCAUUCCAGAGCUCCCCAAACAUGACUGGGAAUCAGAGUUCAAUCAACACAACAGAAGUAUCAGUUAGCACCCAACAGCGAGAUCCACCACCUUCUGAAUCCACUGUGGUACCCUUCACACUAACGUCGGAGAACAUCUCACAGUUUCAAGGGAUGGAAGAUGGAAAAAGUCCAAGUUCUUCUUCACCCAGCCCCUCUUAUUCCAGUAUCAUUUUGCCGGUUGUCAUAGUUUUGAUUGUUAUAACCCUCUCAGUAUUUGUUCUGGUGGGUUUGUAUCAAAUGUGCUGGAAGAAAGACUCAGGCACUCCGGAAAACGGAAGUGAUCAACCACAGUCCAACAAAGAGAGUGUGAAGCUGCUUACUGUCAAGACAAUUUCUCACGAGUCUGGCGAGCGCUGUGUGGCAGAGAAGACCAAGAACUGAGCAUGUGAAGAAUCCGCCUACACCGGGCACUGAAUACGCUUAAUCUUCAGCUUCUCUGUUCCAGCAGUGGGAGGAAUCUCCAGGAAUCAGCCCUGACUUCUGCUCUUCCUCAUCAAUCUGUAAAGUGACCUCAAGAUGACAGGCAGUGGCAGAAUCCAAAAGAACAGCAGGCUUCUCCAGUCCUCACAGUGUCACAAAGCAUAUUACUCCCCCUCAAGAGACCUACCAGGAGAGUGGGUUCGGGGGCUUCAUGAGAGCUGGACCCCGGCUGGUGUCAAGUUUGAAGCUUCUGGGGCUGAUCGCUUUAUCUGUGGAAGUGCCUCCACUUUCUUGGAGUCCUUAUAUUACCCAGUGUUUGUAUUUAUUGUUCUGUAGUAUGUUAAUGCAGGGAAACUUUGCAAGUGUAUUAUUGAGAAUUAGGUAGAAAUCAUACCGUGCCACUUUGUACAUAUAGGUAUUUUAUUCAUGUUUUCAUGUGUUACUUUAAUAAAUAAUUGCUGUACUUACACUAAAACCAUCCUAACAUGACUGGGAAAUGGCAGUGGUAUUGUCUUCCCCUGAUUAUGAGUAUCUUUGGAUUGUUUUUUAGAAAAAAAAGAACUCAUCAGACUCUGAGAGAAGCUUCUGUAAUAUGUGAGAAAGGGACAAAGGGUCUGUGCAUCAGAUGCUGUAAGGGGAAAAAUAUUGAUCUUUUUCCUUUUUUUUUCUUUUUUGGCUUUAUUUGUAAUCACUCUGUGUGACAAGGAUGUAAGGGCACCUUACAAGCUCUGGAAUGUAUUCAUGAAGAAGGGCAGGAUGGCAACCCCUCAUUAAUCUAUUUGGUUGAUACUAACUCUGUAGAGGUUUUAUUUCUUUUAGAAAUGUAAUAACUUGUUCUAGCAAUCAUUGCUACAACUCUGGUUUGUAUAAAACCAACAUUCCUAAAUACAUAAUUGGAAUAUUAA